This is a messenger RNA of Gamsiella multidivaricata, 2539 nucleotides long. RefSeq lists its product as uncharacterized. NCBI's taxonomy places the organism in Eukaryota, Fungi, Mortierellomycota, Mortierellomycetes, Mortierellales, Mortierellaceae. The record is from RefSeq and is a predicted model, not a curated record. The transcript has a single exon. The coding region runs from base 325 to 2445 and encodes 706 amino acids.
UCUUUGCCACCAAAGUGAGAGGGAGAAGGAAAGAGGACAGACGCGAUGCGAUUCGGUCCUUGAUCGAUUGGAAGAAGAGGAAGGAGAAAAAGAGCUAAAACUUCCUUUUUCGAGGUUGCCUGUACGACUCAGCCCCUCCUCUUCGCCUUGGCAAACAACGCCCACCUUUCACUUUUUUUCUCUCUUUCUCACACACAUCCAGACAUCUCAUCGUACUCAUCUCACUUCAAACACCAACCCCCACCUGCUCUCCUGCCUGACUCCACUCCACACUUACUCUGUCACCCUUCCUUUUGUAUAUCGCCUUCACUUCUCUCAGCUGGUAUGCCCCCUACCGCCGACCCGCUUUGGGAGGGGCUUUCUAGCUUUGGGUCAGGUCUUAAACACCUCUGGGAGGCCUUCCGCUACAAGCACGGCAGAAAUACCAAAAGGACUGCCCUUAGCCUCGCCGUCCGCUGUCUUAUCAUCCAGACGAUCGUCAAUGGCCUGACUUACAUCUUCCCGAGGUGCUACAGGAUUGUCAACCAGCUCUUUUUUCCCAUAAUCCUCCUCUAUCGCUACGUCCACCCGGAACCAUGGGACAACCUCUUCAUAGCCACAGUACGAGCCCUUGGCUGCUCAGAACGAUCCGACGUUCUUGCGAAACCAAAGCCUCAGAGAUUCUCUCAAGCACGACAAUACUGCGCUCGGUUGUUCAAGGUCAUGAUCGGCAUGCAUGUCAUCGAUUUCCUCGUCACUCGCUCAGGUAUCCUUUAUCUCCCAAGUGCCGGCUUAGGCCUGGUCGCCGUGGACCAGAUCCUGCAAUACAGGGGCAUAAAAAGCUCGCUUUGGAAAAUUGCUGUUCUCUCACUCUUCACUGGACCCCGCUGGCCCGUACUGGUGGUUCAAACACUCCUGUUGCAGCAACUCCUUAUGUACGAACUACUGCAACCAUAUCUCGCGCGAGUGAACUUCAAGGGAUGGGAGGAGCGUGUUUGGAUGUCACAGUACGAACUCGAGCUGCAAGGAUUCGCAAUCGGAGCAUGGUAUCUGUGCAGCAUUCCCUGGAUCGGCGUUGCGCUUAUCCCACUCAUGUUUCCAGCAGUCGCGUUCCUCCUCACUCGAUCGUGCGGAUUCAUGGAGAACACAAGAAAUGGAGCUGGAGACGACAUGAUCGAGCGACGGUAUCCAGGCGUCAAAACUGUGGCUCUCGGAAAGAGCAAAUCUGUCAGUGGAGACUGGGAGGAAACCAAGGUUAAUACUUUUGUCCGCGGCACCGACACCAAAGCUUUCAAGCCGGAGAAACACAACACGAAAAAUUCAGCUACAUACAUUUUGGAUUGUGGUCACGACGAGCCCGUGGAGAAAUGUCAGAUUCAAAAGGACAAGGAGGCCUCACAAGUUCUCCGGAUGGGGCGAUACAGGGAUGUGGAAGAGCGGAUAAAACAUAUGAGAAUACAUCCCUCUUCACCGUCAAAUGGUUGGGAUCCACGCCUGUCCUUUGGAUCUCCAUCCACGCGACAUAGCCCGUUUUCAGGCUCGCAACUCAGUACGGAACAAACGUCAACUUUGACACCGAGCAUUACCACCACACCACAGGAGGACCUUACAAAAUACAACUUUAGCGACCGGAAAACAUUUGAUUCGGCGCCAUCAGCACCAUCGGAGCAGGCGGUUAUUGAGACAGAAACCGCUGUUGGACAAGGAGACGUUUUUCGAGAAACACCUUAUACAGAUGUGGAUUCUGAUUCAGUCGAUUUCUCAGCAGCACACAAGGCUAAUAUGCAAGAACAUGACAUGCAGGCGAAGGAGGCAAAGCGACAAGCAAAGGAAGCAAAACGACAAGCCAUCGAAGCAAAACAGAGAGCAAUGGAAAUGAAGCGAAGAGCGAUUGAACAAAAGCGCACUGCCAAGGCAAUGGGGAAAAAAGAAAUGAGACGAGCCUCUAGCAUAAGAAAGGGCGACCCUGAAGCGUCAAAGGAGAAGCAAGAGGCAAGGGAGACAGGAGAAACACAAGAGAAACAAGAGGAAGAGGAAGAAGCACAGGAGGAGGAGGAAGAAGUGCAAGAGGAGGAGUGGAAUGAUUACUAUAGACCCACGAAUGAGCAUGGAGCCAGACCCUUCGAUACCUCUAGAGGUCGAGGUCGAGGUCGAGGGGGACCAUGGGGCUGGCACGGAGUUCGAGGCGGACGGGGCGGAUGGGAUGUUACGAGAGGCGUGAAUCGCGGACGAAGACGCCAUCAUGAAGGAAGUACAGGAGAAGUUAUGGAUGUAACUACAGAACAGACGAGUCUCUCAACAAUCAUCUCUCAAGGUGUGCAGAGUAUUGAGGCGUAUAUGGGUGAACUGCUGCUGGACGUAGGCACUCAAGUAGCAGAGAAAUUACGGGCAGCUGUGGUGGACCCAGACAACCCACAGCGCUUCCAGAUUCAUCUUGGGGAAUUUGAACGAGAUGUGGUUCUGUAAAGACCUUACAUAUGUAAAAAAAACAUGCACGCACACCUAUAUUAUUAUGCAUAUAUGAAAAUGUAACACCAGAAACGCAUCGAUGUCUAUCUUC